Diachasmimorpha longicaudata is the source of this 1161-nucleotide messenger RNA. Its product is annotated as protein FAM210A. The record is from RefSeq and is a predicted model, not a curated record. The transcript has 7 exons. Lineage: Eukaryota; Metazoa; Arthropoda; Insecta; Hymenoptera; Braconidae. Gene Ontology annotation, cellular component: mitochondrion. The coding region runs from base 258 to 1073 and encodes 271 amino acids.
ACGGAUAUAACGCGCACUAUAUGGCAAUAUGGAGUUGAGUCUUCUAUUUAGCUCAGUGGAUAAAGAAGUUCUCAGAUUUGUGGGUCGGAGUGACCGCAUUACUGCGGAUACAGUGAUAAACACAGUGUAAUUUUGGAAGUAAAAAAGCAGGCACCAUGAUUUGGGGUUAGGGCCAGCUAAGUGUGGCUUUCAAUGGAUGCAUAAUAAAACCACGUUUCAACCUCUCCAAUCAUCGGAUCUCCCUUAAUGUAUUCAAAAUGGAAUUCAUUAUAAAUAGAAAUUUUAAUAAAGCAGGAAUUUUCCUGAGAUCUUUUCGCAAUUUGGGGGUAACUAGCUCUUUGCGAAAUAUACGAUGCGUCUGCCAGUUCAACGAUACGAGAUGGCUCAAUAGAGUGUGUGAUAACAAAUCAAGUAGUCCGCUCUCUCACCAUAGUUUCCUCAUCUCCAACACUCUUCAACCAUUCAGAAACCUCAGGAAUCAUGAAUCCAGUGGUCAAAAUAUUUAUUCAGUGUAUUAUAGCACUGUCCCGAAGGACCAGUGCAAUCCCGAACCAGAGGCACCGAAGAAAACGUCGAUUUUUCAAAAAAUGAAGCAGCUGACCAAGGACUACUGGUACAUACUUGUUCCAGUGCAUAUUGUCACUUCCAUUGGAUGGGUGUCAAUUUUCUAUGUUGCUGCCAAAAACGGCGUUGAUGUCAUACAGCUUAUGGAGUAUCUUAACUUGAGUGAGAAGUACAUAAAUAUUAUCAAGAACUCAAAUGCCGGACAUUGGGCUUUUGUUUACGCACUGUAUAAAAUAUUUACGCCAUUAAGAUAUACAGUUACAGUAGGUGGAACAACACUAAGCAUCAGAUACUUGGACAGAUUGGGUAUAAUGAAGUUCAGACGAUCAACUGAGAACAUCCGUAAGAAAUCAUCUAGGGAACGCAUACGAGCAGUAUCAGCGCAGCAAGCAAAAAAAGUGAAAACACGACGAGCCCAAAAAAUAUCAAGAGUAAUUAACAAGAUCUACAAGCGACCUAAAAAAUCAGAAGUUGACAGGAAACGACUUGCCACAGAAAAGAGAAUUUAAUUUAUAUUGUAUUCGUGUACAGAUAUAAAUGUUAUUGAAGCUUGUUCAAGUAAAUAAAGUGAUUACGAGAGAUGAAUUGUUCAAAACA